Molecule: messenger RNA, 3009 nt
Organism: Eremothecium sinecaudum
Lineage: Eukaryota; Fungi; Ascomycota; Saccharomycetes; Saccharomycetales; Saccharomycetaceae
Product: HEL039Cp
Exons: 1
Coding region: 1-3009 (1002 amino acids)
Biological process (GO): regulation of protein secretion; regulation of exocytosis; establishment of cell polarity
Cellular component (GO): cytoplasm; plasma membrane
Molecular function (GO): syntaxin binding; GTPase activator activity; myosin II binding
Source: RefSeq, a predicted model, not a curated record
AUGUUUAAAAGCAAGGGUUUUAGGGGCGUUACCAGUGUAAUAAAGUCGGUGACAGGUAAUAACGACAAUACUAUACCCAGCUCCAAGCUUUUUGAGCUACAAGAAGUUAACAGACAUGGUUUAAGUGGGAAAGUGGUUUCCUUCGCAUAUAAUCCAAUUCAAAGUUUACUUGCAGUUGCUACCGAUACAGGAGAAGUUCAUAUUUAUGGUAAGCAGCAAGUAGAAGUUGUUUUUACUUUAAAUGUCGAUAUAGUGGUUUCUAUGAGAUUUGUUAAGGGUAUUUAUUUGGUGAUUAUUGAUUCAUUAUCGUGUAUAGUAGUGCUGUCGCUUUAUUCGAAGAAAGUUUUAACUUCAUUUUAUCCUCCUGGGAAGAUAACAUGUGUUGAGACAGACCCUUGUCUAGAUUGGAUGUUAAUCGGGUUACAAAGUGGUACUAUAGCUGUUUACGAUAUAGAUCGUGAUGUUCUUUCUUCAGUGAAGAUUGAGAAUCUUCAAAAGGAACAUAUAUUUCCUCAUAGCCCUAUAUCCCCUGUUAUUUCGAUACAGUGGCAUCCUCGCGAUCUUGGCACUGUUCUCAUUUCAUAUGAUCGGUGCACGGUGCUAUACUCAUUGUUCACAAAUAAGGUCAAGCAGAGAUUUGUCUAUGAGCUAGAACCAUUUGCUCCUGGUGGCCUUCCCGGUGAGAAUAUAAACAUGAGAAGAACACCCGCGGUGAUUCAGUCAUUGUGCCAUCCAAAUGGCUUACAUAUCUUAACUGUUCAUGAAGACAAUAGCUUAGUCUUUUGGGAUGCCAACAGCGGUAGACUUAUCCAGGCUCGCUCGUUGUCAGGUACUGAUGUUAAUGUUCCAACUAAGGACAUAAGUGUUCCUAACGAGGGUAAGAUCCAUAAGGUGUUAUGGGUAUGUGAGGCAGAUCCUCAGAAGACUUCGCUUAUUGUUAUGGGGGGAACUGCCAAAGAUAAUAAAGUUUGUCAAGAUCUAACAAUUAUAGAUCUAGGAAGCUGUCCCAAAUACUCUGUUGCUUCAUAUGAAAAGAUGAGCAAUCAUUAUUCAUCUCCUGUAAGCAAGAAAACCAUUUUAGUGUCAGGAAAAGGUACUAUGGUGGACGCCAUAACUUUAGCCAGAAAGUCACCUUACUAUGCGGGUAAUCACGAUCCAGGUGUAAUUUUGGUCUUGUUUGAUAGUGGAGAGAUAGAAUCUUUGUUGUAUCCCUCUGGACAGGCCACGUACAAAAGUUCUCUUUUCCCCCAGGGGUUGUCAUGGGUUAGACCAGAAGCUACUAGGUCAUAUGCAACUACAGCUCCUUGCCAAUUGUGGUUGGGUAUGAUGGCUUCUACCUCUAACAAAGAUCACCUGUUGCAUGGUGGUAUUCAAGCACGGAGAAAAGCGAGGGUGUUGUGGCAUAGAAGUAUUCUACUCACUGGGCAUGCAAUGGGUUGCGUCAGAAUUUGGGAUGGUUCGCAUCGUGAAUUAAGCGAUUCAUCUGCAUUUGAGAUAAAUGUUGCCCAGGUGUUGGAAAAUAACAACGAUGCAGUGGUAGAUAAUAUAUCUUAUUCAUCAGAUACUGCAGAAUUGGCUGUGUCUAUCAAUUCUGGGGACGUUGUGCUUUACAGGUUCCAGGACAAUGUUAGGUAUGAUCCACAGGCCUCUUCACUGCCGCGGGAUAAAGACCUACCUCCAUUUUCGGUAGACCGAAGAAACAUCUUGGUUGAUGUGUCUAGCAAGACUCCUCGGAAUUUCAGGGAAGGAUUUUGUCCAAUUACUGCUAUACAGCCCGAGUUUGGUAAGGUAACCGCCUUAACCAACAGUAAUAUAGGCUUUGUUGCUAUUGGUUAUGAGGAUGGUACUUUAAUUGUUGUCGAUAGACGCGAACCUAAUGUGAUGUACAUCGAAUCCAUAACGAAGUUAACAAAGGCCGGUAGCACAUAUUUUACCAAGGUAGAAUUUUGCAUCAUGUCUUAUGGCGAGGACUCCUAUUCUAGUAUAUUGAUGAUCGGCGGUACAAAUCGUGGUGAGUUAAUUAUUUUCAAGAUUUUACCCACUUCUACGGGGAGAUUUACAAUGAAACCAGUGGAUUCAGUGACUUCUGUAGUAGAUGGCCCCGUAGCGAAUAUUGAAGGCAUAACUAAUAAUGGAAAUGUCUCUUGUAAGGCCGUGGUCUCAACAAUGAAGAACCUCACAGAGGGAGGACGUAUAGAAGGUGUACUUAUCAUUACUGGUCCAAGUGUAGUUAAGGUACUUCUGCCUGGUCUUUCAAGAGUCUCACAGACAUCAUUCAGACGCAAGAUCGCAACGAGUGGGUGCUCAUUUAUAACAUACAAAAACGGCGAGGAGGAGAGUAUCAAUGUGGGAGUCUUUGUAGUGUUAACUGCUAACUGCGAGGUGAGGGUUUUAAGUCUUCCAAAUUUAACAGCUAUCAAGACCAUGGUUCCUCAAGUUAAGGCCCAGGCCAAAUAUAUUGGAGAAUCCGCUGUUUUAGCAAACGGUGAUAUAAUGCUACGUACAGGGCAGUCAGAAGCAUGGUUGUUGACCAUAAUGAAGGAUCCAUUCAUUACCGGUGAAAACAUAGAGACGGAUAGUAUUUAUAAUUCGGAGGCACACAUUCACGCUCGCCCACAUAUCAGUUCCAGACAGUGGGUUCUUGGUACUAUGAUAGUAAAGCCAGAAGAUGUGGAUGAGUUAUUAGGUGGUGAUGCCAGAAGGCCACCAACUCACGAGGAGAGCGCAUUAGCGAAAAAGACGUUGCUACCUAGCUCUACGUUGUGGUGCCGGAGUAGUCAUUGUCCCCCGUCUCCCGAACCAACUACCCACCAUAAACCAGGGUUCUCUUCAAGAAGAACAGGUGGUCCCUGGCGGACUAUUUCCCGCACUGUUCACAGUGGGGUGGACUAUAUUGAGGAUACAGUUAAUGAAUAUGCUACGGCAGCGAAUCAGAGUAUUGAUGAAGCUGUUAGUCAAACCAGAGAGGGUAUCGUCAAGGGUAUGUUCAAGAGCAAGCUUGGCCUCUAA